AUGGUUGAGGGAAACUGCACUGCUGUGACACACUUCAUUCUCCUAGGGCUUUCAGAUGUCCCUGAGUUGAGCGUUCUUCUCUCUUUGGUGUUUCUUCUCAUUUAUGGUGUCACUGUCUUGGCCAACCUGGGCAUGACUGCCCUAAUUCGGGUCAGUUCUCAACUUCACACACCCAUGUACUUUUUCCUCAGUCAUCUGUCCUUUGUAGAUUUUUGCUACUCUUCCAUUAUUGUACCUAAAAUGCUGGCUAACAUCUUCAAUAAGGACAAAGCCAUAUCAUUCCUGGCAUGUAUGAUCCAAUUCUAUUUGUUUUGCACCUGUGUGAUCACUGAAAUUUUCAUGUUGACUCUUAUGGCUUAUGACUGCUUUGUGGCCAUUUGUAACCCACUACUGUACAUGGUCAUCAUGUCCCCAAAGGUCUGCAUGGUAUUGGCAUCUGGCUGCUACCUCUGUGCAUCAGUGUGUUCUCUGAUUCAUUUGUGCUUAGCCCUUGAGAUCCCAUCAUUUAAGUCAAAUGUGAUCAACCACUUCUUCUGUGAUAUACCUCCUCUCUUAAGUCUUGCCUGCAGUGAUGUCACUGUCAAUAAGGUGGUGCUGUUUGUUUUAGCCACCUUCAAUGAGAGCUUGAGUAUUGUGAUCAUCCUCACCUCCUACUUGUUUAUCCUCAUCACCAUCCUGAGAAUGCGCUCUGCAGAGGGGAGACGCAAAGCCUUUUCUACCUGUGCCUCCCAUCUCACUGCCAUCACUGUCUUCCAUGGAACAAUUCUUUCCAUUUAUUGUUCUUCCACAUCAGAAAACACUGGAGAUGCUGACAAAGUGGCCACGGUGUUCUACACUGUAGUGAUUCCCAUGCUGAACCCCUUGAUCUACAGUCUCAGAAACAAGGACGUGAAGGGUGCUCUCAGGAAAUUGGUGAACUCUAAGAUAUAUGCCUAA
This is a messenger RNA of Peromyscus maniculatus bairdii (prairie deer mouse), 936 nucleotides long. RefSeq names its product olfactory receptor 5L1-like. NCBI's taxonomy places the organism in Eukaryota, Metazoa, Chordata, Mammalia, Rodentia, Cricetidae. Gene Ontology annotation, molecular function: olfactory receptor activity; G protein-coupled receptor activity. Gene Ontology annotation, biological process: G protein-coupled receptor signaling pathway. Gene Ontology annotation, cellular component: membrane. The record is from RefSeq and is a predicted model, not a curated record.